AUUGUCAGAACGGCGGGUUCUGGCACGAGGCGUUUCCGAUCUGGAUGAGUUCCACACGCCGGAGGAGAAUAACGUUACAGUAUAAGUGGAGUUCGAGGGAGACUGAGGAGUAAUAUCUCUUGGUUUUUCAAACAUAUAUUUUUGUUCCCCAUUUGAAAAACUGGAACCAUCACCAUAGUUUCCCAACCCAGUGCACUGUCUCCACGUUUUACCAUGAAAAGGUUACCUCACAUCUGACGACUGGCUUCAGCAGACAAGAAGGAAAGACUGGUUAAAGGACUUUUUAAUUUUCUCAUAGGUUCAGCCACACUUCUCUCAAUCCGUCAUGUCCUCUGAGGCACGCUCUCCCUCGUCACCACUGUCUCCUGGUUCCCCAUCUUCACCAGUACCCCCAGGGUCUUUGCACUUGCCAGAGACUGGAGGACGCAACAGGGAGCGUUCUUUAUCUCCCAUGAGAGAUUAUCUCAUUCCCAGCCCUCUCCCAACAAGACGCACAAGAACCUGCUCUGCGGCAGCUCGAGCCUCAGAAGGACCAGUCUACACCGGUACAUGUAAGUGCUUCUCACGUUCCAAAGGACAUGGAUUCCUCACCCCAUCUGAUGGAGGAAACGAUAUAUUUGUUCACAUUUCUGACAUUGAAGGAGAGUAUGUUCCAGUGACAGGAGAUGAGGUCACCUACAAGAUUUGCUCCAUUCCACCCAAACACGAGAAGGUCCAAGCUGUUGAAGUAAAAAUUACCCACCUUGCACCAGGCAGCAAGCAUGAAACCUGGUCAGGCCAUGUCAUCAGCUCUUAAGGUUGGGGACUGAUUGCCUCGAUGAAGUACAGCUCAGUGAAGUCCUAUUAACAAAUAUUCUUCUCCCGUGAUUCAUAUCUUGCAGGAAAUGGGUGCAAAACAUUUUACUCUCUCUUUUUAUAAAAAGUUUUUUGUUUGUGGUGAAUGAAUAUAGGUUUUUUUUUUCUUUUGCCCAAGAGGGAUACAAUAGUGUAAAUUGAACCAAAAAUGUAACAGGCAAUUUGUAAUGUAACAUUUACAAAAAAGUAAAAGGAUGAAAAAUAAAGAACAGAACUAUUCUUUGGUGCCUUGAAA
Polypterus senegalus (gray bichir) is the source of this 1090-nucleotide messenger RNA. RefSeq names its product calcium regulated heat stable protein 1 (gene carhsp1). The transcript has 6 exons. Gene Ontology annotation, molecular function: mRNA 3'-UTR binding. Gene Ontology annotation, biological process: regulation of mRNA stability. The record is from RefSeq and is a predicted model, not a curated record. Gene Ontology annotation, cellular component: cytoplasm. The coding region runs from base 326 to 796 and encodes 156 amino acids. Lineage: Eukaryota; Metazoa; Chordata; Cladistia; Polypteriformes; Polypteridae.